AUUUCAAUACAUAGUUCCUCUGCGACACAAUUUUCAUUGUCUGUUUUAUAAAUCAGAUUUCAAAGUUCGGAAAAUAAAUUUGACGUGCGUAGUCUUCACAGAUAAGUUAAAAAUCGCCGUUUUUAGAGACUUAGGCAUUGAAUGCGAACAUGUGAACUAUUCAGCACCACCAUAGCGGACAGCGACUGUGAGAUUAAAUCAUGAUCAUGUGCCGUCUGAAAGCUGAACGGUGCUGAUUUAUUUACUCUUUAUUAUCAGUAUUAUAUAUUUUUUUUAUGUUUCAUGCUUAUUGUUUGUUUUUUUAUUUUCUAUAUUAUUAAAACCUUAAUUAACAUGAUACUCUGGCUGUAUGCAGGCUGUGAUGUUUAUUUUAUUUUUGCCAUGAACCCGUAUUUUAUCACAGUGAUUGAUAUUCAGUAGACUUUGUAACGAUCACCCUGCAUGAAGGCUCCCACGCAGAAUAGAUGCUGCCACUUUAAGAGUGUCGAUCGGUUCCCCUCUCAUUGGAUGGUGGAUAUAGAUGCUGUGCACCAAUAGGAAUCAGAAUUGUACAAAGCAAUCUAGUCCCUGCCCCCAUGCAGCUUUAGCGCUUUAACACUUAGAAUGGAAGAGCUCGAGGAGAGAGACAGCACUGAGCUCGUUUUUUAAAGAUGUAUAUAUAUUAAAUACCAGCUUACAACCAUGCUCUUACACUGUGGCAGGUUUUCUUUAAGGAUAUUUCCUGAUAUCGGGAUUAUACAAUUAUUAUUUACAAGAUCUCGAUUGGAAUAAGUUUUUAAAAGCGGACCAAGGAUGACAAAGACAAUAGGAUACCGAGACUGGAGAUGGCAGGCGCUAUUUUGGCAUCAUUUCUUCCUCUUGUGGACUACAAUAGACGGACAGACUCGUUACAGCAUCCCGGAGGAGCUGAAACAGGGCUCUGUGGUAGGAAAUAUUGCCAAAGAUUUGGGUUUGGGACUAUCAGAGAUUUUUGAGCGAAGGCUACGUGUCGCCUCUGAGGCCGGUAAGCAGUAUUUCAGCGUGGAUGCGGGGAAGGGCGAGCUGAUAGUAAAUGACCGACUAGACAGAGAGGCUUUGUGUGGACAAAGCGCCAGCUGUGUUCUACCUCUGCAGGUUGUAAUUGAAGACCCUUUACAGUCUCAUCGAAUUGAAGUGGAAAUACGAGACAUAAAUGACAAUUCUCCUAGUUUUUUAACCCAGGAGAUACAUCUUAAAAUACCAGAAUCAGUGACUCUUGGCAAACGCUUUUCUUUGGAGAGCGCGCAGGAUCCUGAUGUUGGAAGCAAUUCCUUGAAAACCUACUCUUUAAGCAGAAACGAUUAUUUUUCUCUCAAACUCAAAGACACGAAAAAUGGUAGAACUGUCCCAGAAUUAGUUUUAGAGAAGCCAUUAGACCGUGAAAAGAAUGCACAGCACCAAUUAAUGUUGACAGCGUUAGAUGGAGGGAACCCGGUCAAAUCGGGGACCUGCAAGAUUAUAAUCACUGUACUUGAUAUUAACGACAAUUUUCCCUUAUUUAAUGAAAAUGAGUACAAGGUUUCUUUGAAAGAAAACAGUACCAAAGGAACCUUUGUGAUCAAACUUACAGCUACGGAUGCUGAUGAUGGUCUUAAUGGUGAAGUCAAAUAUUCCUUUGGGUCUCGCACUCCAGACUUAGUGUCAUCAACAUUUGAAAUAAACGAAAAGACGGGAGAAAUUGUUUUAAGAGGAGCAUUAGAUUAUGAGAGAACAAAAUCCUACCUGAUCGAUAUUACUGCAAAAGACAACGGCACUCCCGAAAUGGAGGGUGACUGCCGUAUUCAUUUGGACGUAGAGGACAUAAAUGAUAAUGCUCCAGAAAUUGUGCUCACGUCUAAACCCAGUCAUGUGCGCGAGGACGCACCAAGUGGCACAGUAGUGGCUUUGAUCAGUGCUCGAGAUCUUGACUCCGGUGAUAACGGUAAAGUGAGAUUACAGCUUCGUAAAGGUUCUCCUUUUUCUCUUAAACCAUCAUUUUCUAAUAACUACGAGCUGCUUACCAGUGGUCCAUUAGACAGAGAGAAUUUCCCAGAGUAUAAUAUUGAGAUAACAGCCACUGAUGCAGGCUCUCCUCCUCUGUCCAGUAAGAAAACUAUACCUGUCAGCAUCACUGAUGUGAAUGACAACCCUCCUGUAUUCACUCAGCCCUCCUAUAAUGUGUAUUUAAAAGAGAAUGGAGUACCAGGCUCUAUCCUGUACUCAGUAUCAGCAUCUGACCUGGAUUUUGGUGAAAACGCCAAAAUCUCUUACUCUAUACUGGACUCUAAAGUGCAGGACGUUUCUGUGUCCUCUUAUGUUUACAUUAACUCAGAUAACGGCAGCAUCUACAGCAUGCACUCGUUUGACUAUGAGAAACUGAAGGUGUUUCAGAUUCAGGUUCAGGCAAAGGACCAGGGCUCUCCGUCUCUCAGCAGCAACACCACUGUCCAUGUUUUUAUCCUGGACCAGAACGACAAUGCUCCCGCUGUUAUUUACCCCUCCUCCGCUGCCAUGGGCUCCCUCUCUCAUCAGAGGAUGCCCCGCUCGGCUAAAGCGGGUCACCUGGUUACUAAGGUGACGGCCGUGGACGCAGACUCGGGCCACAACGCGUGGAUCUCCUACAAAGUGUCGGAGGCCACAGACGUCUCUCUGUUCACUGUCAAUCUGUACACAGGGGAGGUGAGGACUAAACGCGCUGUGUCCGAGCAGGACGACUCCUCUCAGAGGCUGCUUAUAGAGAUCAAGGACGACGGGGAACCGGUCCAAUCCGCCACCGUCACGGUGUCCAUCCUGCUGGAGGACGGUCUCCAUGAGCCCAUCUUAGACCUCCGACAGAAAGCGGUUGAGCCCAGCAAGAAAACUGGCAGAAUCACCCUUUAUUUGAUCCUUUCUCUGGCCUCGAUUUCCGUGCUGUCUCUGGUGACUUUUCUCAUCUUAGCGGUGAAAUGCAUCAGGAACAGUAGAAGCAGCGCGAGUUGCUGCACGAGACAGAGCGACUGUGACGAUUACAAGAACCCCAACAGAAACCUGCAGAUUCAGCUCAACACUGAUGGACCUAUAAAGUACGUGGAGGUCCUGGGAGGAGACAUGUUGUCUCAGAGUCAGUCCUUCAGGUCCUGUAUGUCUCCCAUGUCAGAGUACAGUGAUUUCACUCUGAUUAAACCCAGCAGCACCACUGACUUUAAGGAGGUCAUCAGUGUCCUGGAUGCGUCUUUACCUGACAGCACCUGGACCUUUGAGAGCCAGCAGGUGAGCAUAUAAAUAAUAGUCGAUCUGCCUAAUUGGGAAGAAAUCUGCAUUGUCACUUGUUAUUUCGUUAAGGAUCUAAUCAUGGUUUUAUGGAACUCAAUAAACAGUUAUAUUUAUCUAUCUAUCUAUCUAUCUAUCUAUCUAUCUAUCUAUCUAUCUAUCGUCCUUCUCUAUUGGACUAUUUUCUGUUUGUAUAUUUAAAAACAUAGUUUUUGCGACACAAUUUUCAUUGCCUGCCUUUAAAUGUGAACCAUGUGAACAAUUCAGCACCACCAUAGCGGACAGCGAUUGUGAGAUUCAGCCCUGGUCAUGUGACGUCUGAACGGUGCUGAUUUAUUUACAAUUUAUUAUCAUCACUAUAGAUUACCUUCAUGUUUUAUGCUUAUUGUUAGUUUUUCAUUUUCUAUAUAAUUAAAUACUCGAUUAACAUGAGGCUCUGAAUGAAUAGAGGCUGCCAUGUUUGCAAUAUGUUUGCGAUUGACCCGUUUUUUAUCACAGUGAUUGAUAUUCAUUAGAUUUUGUAACAAUCACCCUGCAUGAAGGCUCCCACGCAGAAUAGAUGCUGCCACUUUAAGAGUGUCGAUCGGUUCCCCUCUCAUUGGAUGGUGGAUAUAGAUGCUGUGCACCAAUAGGAAUCAGAAUUGUACAAAGCAAUCUAGUCCC
This is a messenger RNA of Labrus mixtus (cuckoo wrasse), 3909 nucleotides long. RefSeq names its product protocadherin gamma-C5-like. NCBI's taxonomy places the organism in Eukaryota, Metazoa, Chordata, Actinopteri, Labriformes, Labridae. Gene Ontology annotation, cellular component: plasma membrane. Bases 793 to 3258 code for a protein of 821 amino acids. The transcript has a single exon. The record is from RefSeq and is a predicted model, not a curated record. Gene Ontology annotation, molecular function: calcium ion binding. Gene Ontology annotation, biological process: homophilic cell-cell adhesion.